AUGCAACCAGAGAUUUGUCUUAUCAUGAUGGAAAUGAUAGGAGGAAAAGAGGCUCUCAAAUUUCGAAUAAUCUCCAAAUCAUGGUUAGCAGCAAGUCAACACUUUCGGUCAAUCAACCUACAAUACUUUAGUGAUGUUCACGAUAAUUUAUUUAAAAUUACCGAUCACAUUUUGAUGGAGCAUGUUUCUGACUUGGAAAUAUUCGAUAACAAGUUGACUGUUGUGGAAAGUUUUAGAAGAUUCGUUGAAAAUCCUCAUUUGAGAAAUUUAAAGACUCUAUAUUUGGAAUAUCAGGAAUCAAUGGAGGAAUUAUUUGAUGGUGACUUUACUGAUCCAGCAAACAGACUCGUAAAUGAGAUUGGAUUAAUAGCUAAUUGUGAAAUAUUUGCCAAGUUGGAAAAUUUGACAAUUAUCAAUCACAAGUUUACAAAUAGAGGACUUUCGGAUAUUUUCAAUAGUAAAGUUUUGAGAAAUCUCAAAACUCUGAAUUUGCAAAGUAAUAGUUUUACCAAUUUUGGUAGCGUUAGCUCUGGAACUAAUUGUUUAAUCAAUUUAACCGCAUUAAUUUUGAAAUGGGAAUUAGUAACAUUGGAAGAUAUUCAAUUAAUGUGCAAUAAUCAACUAUUCUCCAAAUUGAAAAAGCUUGUCAUUGCUCCAUUUCUUAAUUCAAUUUUGAAAAAUUGGGAUGAAGGAUUUUCAAUCAUUCUCAAUAAUCCAGUUUGGUCAAAUCUGAAAUAUUUGAAAAUUGAACUACCAAAAAUUUUGAAUUCUGUUUCCAAUAUCAAAUGUACACUCCAACUCGAAAAAUUAAUCAUAAGAGCAUCAUCAGAUUUGGAAAGUUGUAAAUCUCUCAUACUAAAUAAGAGUAUUUCACUUUCAUUGAAAUAUCUUGAUAUUGGUAAAAUUAAUUCAGCAUCAUAUGAUAACACUGCAGAUAUUAAGGAAUUGGAUGCAUUUAGACCACUGUUUGAAACAUUCAUUUUCAAGAUUUAA
Messenger RNA from Naegleria gruberi, 993 nucleotides. RefSeq lists its product as uncharacterized. The record is from RefSeq and is a predicted model, not a curated record. Bases 1 to 993 code for a protein of 330 amino acids. Lineage: Eukaryota; Heterolobosea; Eutetramitea; Acrasida; Naegleriidae. The transcript has a single exon.